This is a messenger RNA of Petromyzon marinus (sea lamprey), 1263 nucleotides long. NCBI's taxonomy places the organism in Eukaryota, Metazoa, Chordata, Hyperoartia, Petromyzontiformes, Petromyzontidae. The record is from RefSeq and is a predicted model, not a curated record.
UUUCGCAAGAGCCAUCCGAAAGCCCUUACGUAACCCGUUCGCACCUCCUUCCGCUCGCCCCCUCAUUGGAUACCCACAAUACUCCUCUACACGUCUAUAACUUACAAACUCCAGUAGGACUCAUAAGUUUCGACAAAUGAAACCACUUCUCAUUUCUGUGAAGACAGCUGCAGCAGAGUGCACGCAUCCCGGUUAAAAUGUCUCUUACAAUGGUCAUGUGUCUGCUCGUUUUGUACAAGACUUCAGGUCUGACAAAUGGUUUACAUGUGUCGGUGGCUCAGUCGAAACUAUCCGUGAGUGAAGGCUCAAACACAACCUUAAUGUGCAUUGUUAAGGAAACUGGAAAUUAUUAUUUAGCCGUCAACUGGUAUAAAUGCCCAAAACUCAGUAACAACUGUGCCAGCCCAUCCCGUGUAGGUGGACGAGACCAGAUUUGGUAUCAAAAAGAUUAUCCCUCCUUUUUACAGGGUGGUAGAUUGAUCUGGACGACUGGCAGAAACGUGUUUAACUUGACUUUCAUGCAGGUUCUCAAAGAAACUGCAGGGAACUACUGCUGCUUAGCACAAACAUGGUAUUUUAUAGCAGUGGGACCUGCGUGGCGCUACUAUGGAGAAAGCAAAGCCAUCGUGGAGCUGAUUAUCAUCAAUAACACCAAAUCAACCCAUGGAUCUUCCACCCCAGAUGAAGACUUUUCAUACGACACAAAAUCGAUCAUGAUUUGUGUAGGAGUGGUGCUGCUGCUUCUGCUACUGAUUGUCAUCACCAUUGUUGGAUUCAAACUUUGGUUCUACAAGAAGCAUCACCGUGACAAACAAGUCAGUAAACAAACAACUUGCCAGGCUGACGAAGACAAUCAAGAUAACAUCAACUAUGCUGAGCUGGAUAUGCAUGUUCUUGGAAGGUGCCAGAAAGCCCCGAAAGUAACAGUGAGCCAAGAGUCAAGUGGCUUGUAUGCUCGAGUUUAUGAGAAGCCACACACAGGCGCUCACUGUUAACAAAAUUGAGGCAUCUCGUCAGCUGCAGGAUAUGUGCCGUCUGGCAAUUGUAGACUUUGCAUGGCAAAAGGUGCACAUCAUGUAUACGCAACUUUAAUUUGCAUAAUUAACCAACCAAUAUUUCCACAAUUGAUCUCGACCUUAACAUAUGAUUUCAUAUUGAUACUCUGCGAUGUACCACUGUCAACUUCUUUCCAAGUGAUACUGGUAGGAACCGCUGGUUACACCAGCCCACAGGGGAUUAUUGUGUCCGUCCGUCCGUCGUGCA